This is a messenger RNA of Naumovozyma dairenensis CBS 421, 1299 nucleotides long. RefSeq lists its product as uncharacterized. The record is from RefSeq and is a predicted model, not a curated record. The transcript has a single exon. Lineage: Eukaryota; Fungi; Ascomycota; Saccharomycetes; Saccharomycetales; Saccharomycetaceae. Bases 1 to 1299 code for a protein of 432 amino acids.
AUGUCUCAUCUGCCAAUUUAUACACACCGUGCUCCUGCCUCAACUUCUACAUCAACCAAGAUUAAACGAUUAAGUGCUACCGAUAUAUCCAUACGAGAAGAAGCUGAGCCGUGUGAAUUACAUGAUCGAUUAUUUUGUGCAAUAUGUCAAGCUGCUAAUGAAGAAAAGAUGAAUCAAGUAUUGAAAAGAUCAAUUUCCUAUAAUGCUGUGAAUAAUGUGAAAAAGAGAACAUCCAUUACUAAUCUUCAUAGAACCUUAUCUCAGACAAGUUGUUACAGUAUAGGCUCUUUACAAUCGAAGCAAGAUCUAACUAGUGAGCCAUUCAACGAAUUUUUAGAUUAUCUUGUCAAUGAUAAUUAUGUCAGUAAGGCAAAUUUAGUAUGGGAAAAUUUACCCAAGGAAACAAGAGAUAUUUUUGUUGCUAAGGCUAUGGCCAAGAAUAAACACAAAGAUCAGGCUCGACAAAUCCACCCAGAUAUCAUUGAAUUACUGCAAAGUCAAAAGCAGAAUCCACACAGGAAGGUACAUACAUCGACUUGGAGGAAUCGCAAGUCCGAUUAUAUGCAGCUGUUUUCGGAUCAUCCAAAGGAUAUUCCCAAUAGAAGGGCUCAAAACAUAACUGAAAUACUGAAUCAAUUCUGUGCAUAUGAUUUAACUGAUUCUGAGAGGGAAUAUAUAAUACACAAACUUAAAGCCCGACAGCAAAAACCUCCAGAAGAGGAGGAAGGGAAAAGAUGUACCAACACAGUGGAAGAGAAUAUAUUUCUUGCACAUCACCAAUUCAAAGACAAGACCAAAGACACUUCUGUUGCAGACCCAUACCUAAAAGAGAUUACUGAAAAGAUAAAUCAAUUGAAUAGUAUCAUGCAACGACUGGAAAAAUUCUCUCCAGCAACAACUCCAAUAACGGCGGAUGCAGAUCUUUCUCUAGGAAGUACACCGACUAGUCCUAUGUUUUCAUCUGGACCGUCAACGACCGCAACUACUUCCGACCAUAUACCGAUACCAUCCUCACUGACAAGCCCUCUUCAAGCUCAAGCAUCUACAAAGGUGACGCAGAAAUCUAAACUAUUAUCUCAUCCAACCCGAUCAUUAGGUACUCGAACUGAAACUUCCAGCAAACACCAUAAUAACACUGAGAAGAAGGAGAACUUCUUCGAUAUGCUUGCUCUUAAGUCCAAGAGAUUUAUGGGUCGGUUUAAACACAAGAAACCGACAAAGCUUGAUUUGUAUAGAAAACCAAAUCCUGAUAUUAGAGUAUUCGUGAAUCCAUCGGCAAACAAAAAACAAAACUCGUGA